GUGGACAGAUCACUUAAUAAUUGGGUUCUUUAGGACUUCUGCUUUACUUCUGAGCAGUGGGUGUGAUUGCUGUCCCGGCCAGGAGGCAGUGGCGUUCCCUAGGCUCGAGGGGGAGUGGUGCCACAGUUGCCGCGACCCGGUGCACAAAGAAGAGUCAGGCAAGCGCGCCUGCCGCAGUUCGCCGCAGCCUUCUGUCCCUCUAGGGCUCCCGUCCACCGGUCCCUCCUCGGCGUGGGGAUUGGCCGCAGCCCCGGGCCGGGGCGAGUCUAGGGGGAGCGAGUGGGCGGGGCCGUGUGGCGUCAGCGCAAGAUGGCGGCCUCGGCAGCGCUCUUCUCGAGCUUGCGGAGCAGGCUCCGGGUGGGCGCGCGGGCUCUGUGCGCGAGGCUUGCGCCGCCGCCCCCCCGGGCGUCCGAGCAGGUUGCAGAGAUUGGGAGCCGUGGGAGCACAAAGGCCCAGGGGCCACAGCAGCAGUCAGGCUCUGAGGGACCCAGCUAUGCCAAAAAAGUUGCACUGUGGCUUGCUGGGUUGCUUGGGGCUGGUGGGACUGUGAGCAUCGUUUAUAUUUUCGGAAACAACUCUGUGGAUGAAACUGGUGCCAAGAUUCCAGAUGAAUUCGACAAUGAUCCAAUCCUGGUACAGCAGUUGCGCCGGACAUACAAGUAUUUCAAAGAUUAUAGACAGAUGAUCAUCGAGCCCACCAGCCCCUGCCUCCUCCCAGAUCCUCUGCGGGAACCAUACUAUCAGCCGCCCUACACACUGGUCUUGGAGCUCACUGGUGUCCUCUUGCACCCUGAGUGGUCGCUGGCCACUGGCUGGAGGUUUAAGAAGCGCCCAGGCAUUGAGACCCUGUUCCAGCAGCUUGCCCCUUUGUAUGAAAUUGUCAUCUUUACAUCAGAGACUGGCAUGACUGCCUUUCCACUCAUCGAUAGCGUGGACCCCCAUGGCUUCAUCUCCUACCGCCUGUUCCGGGAUGCCACGAGAUACAUGGAUGGACACCAUGUUAAGGACAUUUCAUGUCUGAACCGGGACCCGGCCCGCGUGGUAGUUGUGGAUUGCAAGAAGGAAGCCUUCCGCCUACAGCCCUACAAUGGUGUUGCCCUGCGGCCCUGGGAUGGCAACUCCGAUGACCGAGUCUUGUUGGACCUGUCUGCCUUCCUCAAGACCAUUGCUCUGAACCAAGUGGAGGACGUGCGGACAGUACUGGAGCAUUAUGCACUGGAGGAUGACCCCCUGGAGGCCUUCAAACAGCGACAGAGCCGGCUCGAGCAGGAGGAGCAGCAACGCCUGGCUGAGCUCUCCAGGUCCAAUAAGCAGAACCUCUUCUUUGGCUCUCUCACCAGCCGCCUGUGGCCUCGCUCCAAGCAGCCCUGACCUCUGGGCCUCCUCAGACUCACUGCCUGGGCCUCUGGCCCCUCUGUGCCCAGUCCAAGGCGGCCUGGCCAGUCACGUGUCCAAUAAAGUGCAUCCCAGACGCC
Molecule: messenger RNA, 1475 nt
Organism: Castor canadensis (American beaver)
Lineage: Eukaryota; Metazoa; Chordata; Mammalia; Rodentia; Castoridae
Gene: Timm50
Product: translocase of inner mitochondrial membrane 50
Source: RefSeq, a predicted model, not a curated record